Molecule: messenger RNA, 846 nt
Organism: Penicillium taxi
Lineage: Eukaryota; Fungi; Ascomycota; Eurotiomycetes; Eurotiales; Aspergillaceae
Exons: 1
Coding region: 1-846 (281 amino acids)
Source: RefSeq, a predicted model, not a curated record
AUGCGGUCUUCUGUCAAGCCAUCUGCAUAUCCAUUUUUACCCUUACAAAUCAUUCGUUUCCUCUCUCUACUUUCAGCUGUCGUCGUCGGAAUCAUCUUAGCAGUAUUUAUUUCUCACCUCCACACUGACGGAUAUAAGUUACCUUUUGCCUUUCUCAUCGUAAGGCCCACAGUAACACACAACACAUCCAAGCUCGAUACUAAUGCCAAAAUCACUAAACAGCUCCUCAUAACCGCCGCUCUUUCAAUCGUAAAUGUCAUCUUCACAGCUUUAGUCGGCUGCUGCUGCGGCCUCCCUACCAAGCUGUCACUAGCAUUGAACAUCCCUCUCCUCAUCCUCUGGGCCAUCUCCCUAGCCCUUCUAAGCUAUGGAAUGUCAAGCACAAUCCUCGCCUCCUGCACCAAAGAGUACUGGGGCAACUCAACCGGCAUAUCUGUCUGCCACAGCUACAAAGCCCUAUUCGCAUUCACAGCCGUAGGAACAGCAUCAUACAUGGCCGCCCUGGCACUAGACGUGAUUGUGCGCGGUCGCCAAAAUCGUCUGGGCGUUUACGAUCCUAUGAAUAGUCAAGCUGCGUUUGCGCCCGGCGAGGAUCCCAUGGAUUUUAAACUGGCCGACCGUCGCAGCGAAUCUGUGUCUGCUGUGCAUUAUGACGCUUCACCUGCAUCGGGUGGUCACCAUGCUACUUUCUCGAAUGGGGCUGAAUAUAGCCAUGCUGGUGAGGCACGGGGUUAUUAUGAUGAUGCGCAAGCUAGCAGAGGUUAUGGGCGUGUUGAUGCCUAUGAGCAGGACGAGUAUCAUCAUGCUUCUCGUCAGACUGGUUAUGAUGCUGGCUCGUACCGUUGA